Pectinophora gossypiella (pink bollworm) is the source of this 4616-nucleotide messenger RNA. It is a transcript of the gene mahj, whose product is annotated as protein mahjong. The transcript has 33 exons. Bases 246 to 4586 code for a protein of 1446 amino acids. Gene Ontology annotation, biological process: protein ubiquitination. Gene Ontology annotation, molecular function: protein binding. Lineage: Eukaryota; Metazoa; Arthropoda; Insecta; Lepidoptera; Gelechiidae. The record is from RefSeq and is a predicted model, not a curated record. Gene Ontology annotation, cellular component: Cul4-RING E3 ubiquitin ligase complex; nucleus.
CAUCCCGAAUCUGUAAAAUUUGAUGAUGGAGUACGCGGUACCUAUUAAAUACAAAUUGCGUGAUUUUAUCAAAUGAAAUGCAAUAUAAGUAUUUUGUUUUGUAUAAUACAAUGUUGUAUUACAUAUAAUUAUUUUAAAUACAGAAACUGACUUUAGCGUUGUAAGUGUCUUCAAGUUUGUGCAAUUUGUGACUUUCGUAACAUUGUGAGGUUAUUUUUCGGUUUUUCUGCAAUAAAUAAGAAACAAUGGACUCAGCGCCGGCUCAGGAGGUCACGGAGUUGCUGAAACAAUGGGAGGAGCAGCACCAGACACCAAAUUAUGAUCCCAUCCCGACUUUGACGAGGAUAGCGGAGAUAAUAGAAGCGGAGACGGAGAACUUCAUGAAGAAGGACCCCGAUCCGUUCGACGAGCGGCACCCCUCGCGCACCGACCCCGAGUGCGCGCUCGGGCAUGCGCUCAAAGUCAUGUUUAAGAAGGACAACUUUAUGACUAAGCUGGUGAACGACUACGUACGCGACACGUACUACUCGCGGCAGAACAUCACGGGCCGCGACGUGCACAAGCUGAACGUGGCCGCGUGCCGGCUCACGCUUGACCUCAUGCCCGGGCUGGAGAUGAGCGUUGUUUUCCAGGAAAACGAAGCUUUAAUCCACCGGCUGGUGAACUGGGCCAGCAACUCGCCCGAGCCACUGCAGUGUUACGCGACAGGGCUGCUCGCCGCCGCCAUGGAGGUGCAGGACAUCGCCACUAACUUCAGGGAUCUAAAUGCAAUGUUAGUACCGCUAAUGCUAAGGAGGCUUCAUUCUCUCAGAAAUAAACAACAAGAAGACAAACAGCAAACACAGGUGACGCCGCCGAACCAGACGCGACACUUCGCGCGCUUCGACAAGAAACGCAACAACGACAUCAAGAGCAACGGCCCCGCGCCCGAGAAGAAGGGAAAGAGAGAUCGCGAGAAAGACGAGGGCGGAGGGAGUGACAUGCUGGUGGACGAGACUCCGGUGAAGGACCCUGAAACGCCGGUGAAGAAUUAUAAUUCGACAGUGGCGUCGUCUCCGGAGCACUGGGGCAUGAUGUCCCCGCCGCCGCGGCCGCCGCCCGCGACCCCAGUGCCGGCCACGCAUGAAACCUCCUCCAACUCCAGCUGGGCCGAGAUGGAGACCUACGUCAUUGGAAACAUCCAAAUCCACCCGCCGACGGAUGCUACAAAACAGAUGCUAAUUCUGCGUUACCUCACCCCUAUGGGGGAGUACCAAGAGUUCCUGUCGCAUGUGUUCGAACAGAACGCUCUCGGGCUGAUUCUGGGGUACCUCAACGUGAGGGAGUCCCGUGACUCGCGGCUCGCGUUCGAGGCGCUCAAGUACCUCGCCGCGUUGCUCUGCCACAAGAAAUUCUCCAUAGACUUCAUCAACAUGGGCGGGUUGCAGAAGUUCUUAGAAGUGCCUCGUCCGUCGGUGGCGGCAACGGGCGUGUCCAUCUGCCUGUACUACCUCGCGUACUGCGAGGACGCCAUGGAGCGGGUGUGCCUGCUGCCGCGGAGGACGCUCGCUGACUUAGUCAAAUACGCGCUGUGGCUGUUGGAGUGUUCGCACGACUCCGGCCGCUGCCACGCCACCAUGUUCUUCGGACUCUCCUUCCAGUUCAGAGUUAUAUUAGAGGAGUUCGACAAUCAAGACGGGUUGCGGAAGCUGUACAACGUGAUAUCGACGCUGCCCAUCCUGGGGUCAGACGAGGAGGAGUCGCGCGUGUCCGAGGACGAGACCUGCGCCGCGCGGCAGAUCGUCAGGCAUGUCUGUGUCGCGCUCAGGAGGUAUUUGGAAGCCCAUUUGAGAUUACGCGCCGCGCAAGUGGCGAGGCAACAGGGCGACAGUAUUCCCGAACCACCGCCUUAUAAGGCAUCAAAAUCGUCUCCAGAAGAGAUCCAAGAGCAGAUAGAGCUCCUCCAGAGCGUGUCGUGGUCCCGCUGGGCGCCGGUCGACGAGCUGGUGGAGCUGGGUGGAGUAGCGCUGCUGCUCCAAGUGGUGGGGUACGCGUACGAGUGGAACUUCAACGGCAGAUCAGAGACGGUGCGGUCGGCGCUGGACGUGGUGUCGGUGUGCUGCGUGGCGCCGCGCGUGCAGCUGUUGCUCACUGAGAAGAUCGACAUGCGCGACGCAGAUCUCACCACCGGCGUCAAUAUUGUGCUUGGUGCGGCUGACGGAGAGAUAGUGCCAGAGCCAGAGGUGCAGAAGGCGGCCCUCAACGUGUUGGUGAACUGUGUGUGUGCUCCCGUGCACAGGACGGGAACGUCGACGAGUAGGUUCUCGUUGACGGGGUCGAGUAAGAAGAAGACCGCGCUCAAAUCAUACGAGGACGUCAUUCAGAAGGUCUGGGAGAGUGUGCGCACCAACAAUGGGAUUAUGGUGCUGCUGUCGCUGAUGAUGGUGAAGUCCCCCAUCACGGACGCGGACCGGCUGCGCGGGCUGGCGUGCCGCGCGCUGGCGGGGCUGGCGCGCUGCCCCACCGUGCGCCAGAUCAUAUCCAAGCUGCCGCUCUUCACCACCUCGCAGAUACAAGUGUUGAUGCGCGACCCGAUCCUGCAGGAGAAGCGUCAGGAGCACGUGAUGUUCCAGAAGUACGCGCUGGAGCUGCUCGAGCGGGUCUCUGGCAAGAGCAAGCACAUGGGCGCCGAGUUCGAGACCUCGCUCGCCAAUAUACACCGGGCGAACGUGGUGGCGCAGACCCGCAUCAACUACAACGAGCGGCAGCUGCUGCAGCUGGUGCAGGCGCACCUGUCGGCCCGCGGGCUGCUGGAGGCGGCGGCGGCGCUGCAGCGCGAGGCCAACCUUCCGCCGCCCGCGCCGCCGCAGCCCGCGCCGCCGCCGCCGCCCGUCUACACGCCCUCCACGCCCAUACGGCCGCGGCUGUCGGUAUCCCGCACGAGCAGCACGGGCUCCGUGCACCGCGACAGUGUCGACAACCACCUCAACUCCAGCAUGAGUGUCGACGACAGCCCCGUACCUCCAGUUAUCAAGAUUAGAAAAGUGCAAAGCCAAGCGGUGAACUCGGUGGUCCCGUCCGCGGAGCACAAGCGGUCGUUACAGAAGCAGCUGUCGGUGGUGUCCGGGGAGCCGACGCCGCCCCAACACCGCGUCACGCUUCACACCAUCAUCACAGAGUAUCUAUACAACCAGCACGCGCUCUGCAAGAACCCCGUUGUCACUUGCCCACAGUUCAACUUGUUCGAGCCGCACAAGUGCCCGGACCCGCGCGGCGCGGCGUCCGUGUUCGGCGCGGGCGACGCGGGCAACGUGUGCGCGCGCGUGGCGCGCCGCGAGCUGGGCGCCGCGCAGGGCACGCGCCGCGCCGACUGCCGCAUGGCGCAUGCGCACUUCGCGCCCGUGCGCACGCUGCGUCUGCAGGACGACGACGCCUACUUCACGCACACCAUGUUCCACCCAACGCAACAGCAGCUGCUGGCGGCGACGUCGGCCGGCGACAUCAGGAUAUUCAACCUGUUCAGCGGCGUCGAGGAGAACACAUACCAAGUGCACGAGUCGUACAUAUACCAUAUGCAGGCGAGUAGAGACGGUCUGUUACUGCUGGCGUCAGCAACGACGACGUGGCGACCGCUCUCUGCGUUGUGGAACAUGAAAGAAUUUGAACAGCUUUUCCAACUAGACAACGAGGAGUACGUGGAGUUCAGCAAGAUGUCCGAGGAGCGCAUCAUCGGCACCAAGGGCGAGACGGCGACCAUCUUCGACACGCGCACCGGCCGCGAGCUGAUGACGCUCAGCCCCUCCAUCAGCAACCAGUACGCCAAGAACAGGGCCACCUUCAACCCCACAGACGAACUGGUCCUGUCUGAUGGAGUCUUAUGGGACGUGAACACAGGGAAGGAGAUCCACAAGUUCGACAAACUGAACCAAACACACAGCGGGGUGUUCCAUCCAAAUGGAUUAGAAGUAAUAUCGAAUACGGAGGUGUGGGACUUGCGGACCUUCCAUCUACUGAGGACAGUACCAACGUUAGACAAAUCUGAGGUGAUCUUCAACCCGACGUGCUCGGUGUUGUACGCGGUGUGCUCAGACCAGGACUCGGAGGAGCGCAGUCAGUUCGACACCAGCUUCAAGACGCUCGACCCCUACGACUACUCCAGCAUAGCAACGAUAGACGUGAAACGCAACAUAUACUCGCUGGGCGUGUCUCGCACCGGCAUGCAGAUCUCCCUCGUGGAGAACACCGGCGACUUCGAGCAGAUGCAGGAGUCGUGCGUCAAGCUGUACGACGUGGGCCGCCGCCGCGACCACGACGACGACGCGGAAGAAGACGAAGAAGAGGAGCUGGCGGGAGGGUCGGAGAAUGAUGACAACUCAGACUCUGGCUCCGGAGACGAUGAUGACUUGGCAUCGAACCUGCUCCGCAACGCGGUGAUGGGCCUGGCCGAGGCGGGCAGCUCGGGCGAGUCCUCGCACGACGACGGCGACGACGAAGAGCGACGCCCGCGGCGACGCAUGCGCACACGCAGACGGGCAGCGGACGCGAACAGCAGCGAGAGUGAUGGAGACCUGGACCUCGGGGACAUCAUAGAGUUUGGAUUAGACUAAUAUACCAUACAAUGUGUUGAUCAGUUAUUA